This is a messenger RNA of Fusarium musae, 1569 nucleotides long. RefSeq lists its product as uncharacterized. Gene Ontology annotation, cellular component: cytoplasm; nucleoplasm. NCBI's taxonomy places the organism in Eukaryota, Fungi, Ascomycota, Sordariomycetes, Hypocreales, Nectriaceae. Bases 1 to 1569 code for a protein of 522 amino acids. The transcript has a single exon. The record is from RefSeq and is a predicted model, not a curated record.
AUGCUUACCACUUAUGUUCAGAUCGAUCCCGCAAACGAUCCCCGCGACUUUGAACACCACUCCUCUGCCUCCACCUCACCCGAGCAUCACCCGUACGAUUCAGAUCCUGAAGAAGCCGAUAUAGAUGAGCAUGCCCAGCAUGGCUUUGUGUUUCGACGGAGCGUCCGAGACGGUCCGAACCACCCCCAUCAUCAUGAUCCCGCUACUGCGCCGACUUAUGAGCGCUUCUGGGAUAUGCUUAACGGAUUUGGACCUCGGGCACCUGGCGGAAACAGUUCUUUCCCACCUAGCCCAGGAGAACAUGAACUACCCCAAGGACCAAACUUUGGACCGCGCAUUCACCGGACGACUUUCACGUCUGGGCCACUAGGCGGAACGACUUCUGUAACAAUCGUAUCGGGACCUAUCCAUGCAACAAGCCGUGGUCCCGCUGGUGCCCCAGGAGGCGAAACAUUUCAAGAGUAUGCACAACCUCCAUUCCAGCUUGAUGAACGACCUGGCGGCUUGCGAGUCACGGCCAUUUCCAUGAAUCUUGGAGCUAACCAGCGUACCAGUUUCUUUCAGAACAUGCUACGCGACAUUGUACCGCCACCACCCGCUCAUAACCAUGACGGUGAGGAAGGCGCCGGAGGUCCUCCACCCGGUCUGGCUCGCAGCCUGCAAGAUAUCCUGAAUCUUCUUAAUCCAGCAAAUGCAAUGCAUGGUGAUGCAGUGUACUCCCAAGAGGCUCUGGAUCGGAUCAUUACUGGACUCAUGGAAGCCAAUCCCCAGUCUAACGCGGCUCCUCCAGCUACAGAGGAAGCUCUCAAGAACCUGGAACGAAAACCUGUCGACAAACAAAUGUUGGGUUCGGAGGGAAAGGCAGAGUGUACCAUUUGCAUCGAUGAGAUGAAGGAGGGAGAUAUGGCCACAUUUUUACCCUGUAAUCAUUGGUUUCACGAGGAGUGUGUCACCUUGUGGUUAAAGGAGCACAACACUUGCCCCAUCUGCCGAACGCCGAUCGAAAAGACCGAUCGCAGCGGCAACAAUAAUGGCGGCAAUGGGAACAACAAUAAUAGCGGCGACGGCUCCCAAUCCCAAGGUCCAAUGCCAGGUUCUAACUCUGACCAACCGAACCCGUCUGGAACUCGAGCGUCAUUCACGUUUACUCCCAACCAGUGGACACCAUUCGACAACCCUCAUUCUCACACACGCCCGGUGCGGUUCUCGCGACCUCCAAGUCAGAGCCAGAGUCGCCUGAAUGAAGCAUUGCGUACUAUCUCGAACCGGCAACAAGAGAGAGAACGUGAACGCGAGCGUGAACGAGGCGAGACAUCAGGGUUUAGCUACGACACGUCUCGACUUCAGCGACGAAGCUCACACUCUCCAACAAGUCCUAGAGCGACUGCCCCGAGUGAACAUGGCGCUCGUAUGCGACAGAGAAGCCCUUCCCAGAGUAGCCGUCGGUCAGCGGCGGAGUCGGAUCAACAACGCCGGCAGAGCAGCCAUGGCCCCAUUAGCUGGCUCCGCGAUAGAUUUGGUGGAGGAGGGCCUGGUAACGGACCGCCACGAGAGGAAAGGCGACAGUAG